AUGAGGCUGAAUAUGGACGCUGAGCGUCUGCGGAUGUUUGAGACCAUCUCCGCGCGCAUGGGCGUCGUUUGGCGGGAGGACUCCCAUUGCAUGGGCGCUGGACCGCUCGAGCUUAUUCUCACAACCAUGAUUAACGAUUUCCCUCCUCUCAAUGUCAACACAUCACUGGCGCCUAGAACAUCGAGGAACGAGCAUGAAUGCCUUACGACGACAUGCAUUCGAACCAGCGGUCAACGCGGCCUGAGCUCCAAUCAGGCACUAAAAACGAACUCCGACCGACCAAGUGAUCAGAUCAGGAAGCUCUGUAAAGCCGAUAGAUGGCCUCGGUUCGAGAGCUUCGUGCGUCAGCAUGGCGAUAUGGGAGGUCCGGAGGCCAUUCCUUCUCAACCCAUCAAACACCUCCAACUACAUAAUUUCCACAUCCACCUCCACUCCCUAAAUUCACAUCUCAAUCCAUGGGCUGCUCACCAUCAACAAUGGGAACCGACGCGGACGGAAACAAAAAUUGCAUCUACCACCCACACCCAAAAAUCCUCCUCCUCAAACAACCCACGAAAACCCUCCUCUUCUUCUACAAUCGAUACCUCCUCUCCAUCCUCUUUCCGAAUGCCAUACAUCCACCGCUUACCAACCUACCACCAGGUACACGCUGCACCAACUGCAACCACAGCAGCAACUGCAUCGACAGCAACAACCUCUCCAACUGCAGUAACUAAAAAACCUGCGAGUAGAGAUUUCUACCAUCAAACUUCCCUGGCAUUCCUCUUCCUCGGAUAUUGUUUUUUUUCGCGCCUGCGAUGUUUGAAACCACCCUCGCUAACUAAUCACGCUCUGGGAGGCAUCGAUUGCACGGACUGCGACAAUUGUAGCAAUUGCAAGGAUUGCAGUGGUUUGAGGAAUGAAAGUAAUCGGAGUGGGGUUCAUCAGGGGAAAGAAAAGGUGAUAGGCGGUAAUGAUGAAGCAGCACCACCCCCACCGCCGUAUUCUGAGGGCGAAGGGAGGAAAAUCGUGAAUGUGGCGACUACUACGAAAGUCGUUCUUGGAUGGAUGGGAUAUGUGGUUGGUGAGAUGAUGAAUUUGUUGGGAUGA
Molecule: messenger RNA, 1089 nt
Organism: Pseudocercospora fijiensis CIRAD86
Lineage: Eukaryota; Fungi; Ascomycota; Dothideomycetes; Mycosphaerellales; Mycosphaerellaceae
Exons: 10
Coding region: 1-1089 (362 amino acids)
Source: RefSeq, a predicted model, not a curated record